CCUCAGUUGUAAGAACAGAAAUCUAACAUAAUUUUCUAUAUUAAAUUAAAUUCAUCAUAUCGCAUUUUCUCUCUUGCUUCUUUUUUGUGAGUGUUAUUCAAGCAGUGCAGCAGCAUGUCAUUGUUUUACAAGCACAUUCUUAUUUUAUUUUAAUCAGCAUGAGCAGUGAAUAAUUCUCUAAAUUCUCAAAGAUGAGUGUUAUGAAUAUAGUAUCAACAUCAAUUCUUGCCUUUAUCGUUAUUGCUAUUGUUUUUGGCAAUGUCAUGACCAUUCUGGCUGUAGCUAGAACUCCUCAAUUGCAGACAAUAUCAAAUCAAUUCAUUUUGGGACUUGCAGCGGCCGACUUAUUGAUUGCAUUUGCUUUACCGUACAAUGCGGCCAUGGUUUAUUACGGAAAAGGACCCAGGGGUGGCGAUUAUUCUGAAUUUUUGAUCCAGUGUGUUUCACCUCUAAUACCAGCCUUAAUGUCUGGAAUCGCGACAAAUAUUCACUUACUCUUGAUUUUCAUGGACCGUUUCUUUGCGUUAAUCAACCCUCUCAAACGCCGCAAAUUUAUGACUAAAAAAAAAGCUCGAAUCGCCAUUGGCUUUGUAUUCCUCUACGCAACAUUUAUAGCGUUUAUAAUGAUACUUUGGAACAGAAACCCAUUUUGGGCCUAUGACCCCCAUUACUAUAUUAGAUUAUGUGAUUUCCAUGCAAUGGACUUCAAUUACUUCCUUUUCUUCUUUUUCAUACCAUUCAUAGCUUUGGAAGUUGUAUUCUUUGUUGGCUAUGGAAAAGUAUUUUUCAUUGCCUGGUCGAAGUCAACCACCAUUUACAAGCCACUGAAGACGGUUUUCUUGAUAUUGGGUUGCUAUAGCGUUUUCUGGAUUCCAUUAAUGAUCAACAUGUUUCGGGAGCUAUAUGUUGUCCAUAACGCUUCUAACAAAGCGGAUCUCAUUAAGUAUUUCAGAUCAAAACAUAAUUUUGGAGAUAUUGCCUUCCUACUGAUGUGCUGCAAUUCGUUUAUGAAUCCAAUAAUUUACGCGUGUCAAUCUACUCACUUUCGAGAAGCCUUUAAACGGAUUCUUUUUUGUCGGAAAAAUGUGGCUCAAUUUCACCUAACAAACAUAAGAAGUCAUCAAACUCCAAACGUUCAUGUUAUUCCAGUGUCGGAGGCCGAAAUUUCGUCCGAAAAAUCAUAAAAA
Molecule: messenger RNA, 1187 nt
Organism: Neocloeon triangulifer
Lineage: Eukaryota; Metazoa; Arthropoda; Insecta; Ephemeroptera; Baetidae
Product: beta-2 adrenergic receptor-like
Exons: 5
Coding region: 192-1184 (330 amino acids)
Biological process (GO): adenylate cyclase-activating adrenergic receptor signaling pathway
Cellular component (GO): membrane
Molecular function (GO): G protein-coupled receptor activity
Source: RefSeq, a predicted model, not a curated record